Messenger RNA from Leptopilina boulardi, 5101 nucleotides. RefSeq names its product zinc finger protein 91-like. The record is from RefSeq and is a predicted model, not a curated record. The transcript has 8 exons. Bases 194 to 4942 code for a protein of 1582 amino acids. Gene Ontology annotation, cellular component: nucleus. NCBI's taxonomy places the organism in Eukaryota, Metazoa, Arthropoda, Insecta, Hymenoptera, Figitidae. Gene Ontology annotation, molecular function: protein binding. Gene Ontology annotation, biological process: regulation of transcription by RNA polymerase II.
UUUUCUUUUUUAUCCUGUCGGGAAGCCUGCAUUGAAGUGGAAGGCUGCCUGCGCUACGCCAUUAUUGAAAAGGGAAGCGUUCGUCGUGUACCGACGCUCUCUGAGCUUCGCGAUUUUCACCCAUUUUAAACUGUGAUAUUAGACUUCUUUUUAAUCUAAAGUGGGUCUGACAAGAUAACGAGAAUUAAGCAGAAUGGAGGACGAUCAACAGUUCUGCCUAAGGUGGAACAACCACCAAACGACAUUAAUACAAAACUUUGACACGUUACUAGAAUCCGGUACAUUAGUGGAUUGCACAUUAGCAGCGGAGGGGAAGUACCUAAAGGCCCACAAAGUGGUCCUCUCCGCAUGCAGUCCAUACUUUGAGGGCCUCCUCAGCGAACAUUACGAUAAGCACCCAGUGUUUAUACUCAAAGAUGUUAAGUUUAAGGAAUUAAAAGCCAUGAUGGACUACAUGUACAGGGGAGAAGUGAAUAUCUCCCAAGACCAAUUGGCAGCCCUCCUAAAGGCCGCAGAGUCUUUACAAAUAAAAGGCCUCUCGGAAAGUAGAACUGGUGGCAAUGGUUGUCCGAAACCAGACACCAGGCAAAGUAAAGUCAGCUCACAAUCGACAGCUCCGUCGUUAGACAUUCCACAUGCGUCUUCCGGUCUCACAAUAGAAAAGAACAGCAAAGUUCCUAGGCAGAGUUUGGCACAGAGCUCUGUUGGUGAUUUACCCGAAGACUCCGCCAGCCCCUCUAUACCCAAAGGUAUCUCCUCCAGGGAAGGUUCACAAAGUCCAGUCUCCCGAAAGAGAAAAAGACUUAGAAGAAGAAGCGUCGGCGAGGAUAAUUCUAUAGAAAAUCAUGAAUCUAACUCUAGUGAUAUGACUCAACAAGCCAUUCCGGCUUUGGGAGUUGCUCCUGUUGCUGAUGAGAAGUCCCAUGCCGAUCCUGCUGAUUCGCUUGGCAGGUCGGCGCUCAUGCAACAGUUGACGAAACCCGCCGACGAAAUGCUUCAGCUACCUGUCGAAAAACCUGAACCUACCGAAGACAUGAUACAACCAAAGUCCGAAUAUUUGGACGACCCGGAGGAGAGUGUGGAAGACUUAACGUUAGAUGACGAUAUGAAUGACCUUAACGAAAUGGAAGAUAGUAAUAGGGCUGGUCCAAGUUCACACGACCCUAACCAACAUCCUGGCUUAGCGGCGUGGCACGUAACGGGUGAUAGGAGUAAUGCGGGUGGAGUCGGCUCAGUGGCUGGUGGACCUGGAACGCAAGAUGAAGUCUUUCUUGCAGCCCAUGAAGCCGUCCAAGCGCAAAGGGACUCCCAAGGUUAUGGACAGUACAUGUUUCUUGGUGAAGGUGAACAAACAGAAAUUGUCUGGGAGAGUAUCAAUAUAUCCGAUGAAAAUAUGGAGGGCAUUGUUAAUAAUUGUAAUAAUGAAAUAAUCAAUAAACAACAUGAAAGAACGGAGAGGAAAAUAAAAAAAUUUGAAACCAACGCAAGGCAUGGACAAGUUAAAUAUUUAACAAGAUCACGUUUUCGUAUGCCCGAGAGAACAACGAAGAAUAAAAAUAUUUUCAAUUGUCCCAAUAAUUGUGGAAGUUCAUUUAUUCAAAAAAUCACAUUGGAUAGACAUUUAAAAUUCACUUGCGGUCAACCAUUGAGAUAUCGUUGUCCCUAUUGCGAUAUGUCAUCGAGAAUUCGUAAUUGUAUUAAUAUUCAUGUUAAAGCACGUCAUCCAAAUUUAAAAAAUUAUGUCAUUGAUAUGUCAACAACUAAAACUGAAAUACAAUUUGAAGAGGAUUUUAAUUCACCGAUAAUACAAAAAGUUGAACCCAUUUGGAAUGAGGAGCAGGAGAUUAAAAUUUUAAAUGUCUCCAGUUUGGCAACAAUGGAUAUUAAACACGAAUAUGAUACAUCAAAUGAUGAUUAUGAUGAUAAUUCUUUUAAUAAUAUUUCACAAAGAAAAAGGCACGUUUGUCCAAAUAAUUGUGGUAAUUCAUAUAAGCACGAGCACACAUUAAAAGUUCAUUUACAAUUUGGAUGCAAUCGUAAUGAUCAGAAUUUUCAUUUAGAUGACGAUGAAUCAGAUUCUGAUUAUGAUAUACCAACUGAUAUAUUGAAAUUAAAGAAUCCAGAGGAAUUACUUAAUCCAAUGGCAAUUGGUGAUAAUUAUCAACAAAAUUCCGAGGGUAAAUGGGUUUGUCCAAAUAAAUGUGGAGUUACAUUUAGUAGUCGUAGUAAUCUCACGUAUCAUUUAAAGACAAAUUGUGGUUUAAAACCAAAAUUAGAAUGUCCCUAUUGUCUUCAUCGUACAAAACAAUUGUACAAUGGUUUUAGUCAUGUGAAAAAUUCACAUCCAGGCGCUGAAAUAUGUUUAAUUCAUAUUGACACUGGUGAAGUGUUGAAAAGCAAAAAAGACAGCAGUCAAUUUAAUAUUGGAUCAUUGGAAUUAAAAAAAUCCCCACGUAAAACAACACCAACUUGUCAAACAUGUGGUAAGGAAUUUAAAUUGGAACAUACAUUAUCAAGACAUCUUAUUGAGGGUUGUGGUUAUCCGCCACGUUUUAAAUGUCCCUAUUGUGAUUAUCAAGUGAGACGAUUGUCGUACGCAUUUUUUCAUGUCUCAAAACAUCAUCCAGGUUGUGAGGUUUAUAUGGUGGAUUUAGUCACCGGUGACAGUAUUACAGAUCCUGCUCAAAUUAAAAAAGAAGCUAUCGCCGACAUUGUCGAUGAUGAAAAACCAUUUGAUUCUUCUGUAAAUUUACAGCAGCAACCGAAAAAAACUGUUAAAGUUGGAUUACAAAAGAAAAAAGUUGCAUGUCCACAUGGUUGUGGUCAGCUAUUUUUCUUCAAAGCCAGUCUUAUAAAGCACGCAAAACGAUGUAAAAGAAAUCGUAAACAAUCAUCAACAGGUCGCUAUAAAUGUCCAUAUUGUCAAAAUCGUUAUGGACACACAUCAAGCCUCUUUAGACACAUUAGAGCCAGUCAUUCAACAAAAAAGAAAUAUUUCAUUGACACCUACGAAGAGGAAAUUAUACCCGAGAAUGUUGAAACAAUUAACAAGAAGGAGAAUAUAAAAGCUAAAAAACUGCCCAAUGAUUUAGAUGAAAAGACUGAUGCAACAGAGAAUAAUGAUACAUUAAAAACAUUUGUAUGUCCCAAUAAAUGUGGAAGUAGUUUUGAACAUUUUUGCAAUAUACAACGACACAUUCGUUUGAAUUGUGCCAAAGCACGUCGUUAUAAAUGUCCACAAUGUAAUUAUCGUUCACAAAAAUUUAUUCUCAUUGCAAAACAUAUAAAAACAAAUCACAAAAUGAAUAGAAUUUAUGCUAUUGAUUAUUUUACUAAAAAACAAGUUCACAGUGAACAGAAACACAGACCCAAUAAACGAGGCAAGACUGAAGAAAAUGAGAAUAUAGCUGAACAAUUGCCAAAACCAACAACAACAACAACUGCCAAAAAAACCAAAACUAAAAAACCUUUUCCAUGUCCAAAUAAUUGUGGUCGUUCUUUUGGUAAUGAACGUGCAAUUGUACCUCAUAUGCGACUUGUUUGUGGAAAAAAUACAAUGUACAAAUGUCCCUAUUGUCCACAAACUUGUCAACGUCGUGGUAAUAUGACAAUUCACAUAAAACAUCGUCAUUCAGGCAAAAAGAAUUAUAUGAUUGAUAUAUCAAAGAAAAAAAACACUCGAGUUAUGAAAAUUAAAAAAGAAUUACAAUUACCAAUUGUUAAGAUUAAAGAGGAAAAUGAAGAAGAGAAACCAAAAUCUGUAGCACCGUCAAUUUUUGGAAAUCCAGUGAAAAGAAAAACCCCACGUCUAUUUAAUUGUACUAAAAGAAGACUUAUGUGUCCACAUAAAUGCGGUAGUUAUUUUUCAUCAUCUGUGAAAUUAAAAUUACAUAUGUCAACAGCUUGUAAAAAACCAAUGAGCACAAAAUGUCCCUAUUGUCACAAGCAGUGUAAAUUUGCUUGGAAUAUUGAUAUGCAUAUUAAACAUCGUCAUCCGGAAAAAUUGGAUAAAAAUCAUUUGAAAGAUGAAAAAGAAAUUAAAAAUCAAAAUCAAGACGAAAUGGAAGAGGAGAUAGAAAGUAAAUUAACAGAAAAUAUGGAAGAGGAAUUAAAUACAUCGGAUAAAAAUGAAGAUGUUGAAAUGCAAUCCAUUGAAGAGGAAAUUAAAGUAAAAAAAGAAAAUAUAGAAGAAAAUACAACUAUUGAAUCAAAUAGUCCAAUGAAAAAAUUCAUCUGUCCAAAUAAAUGCGGUAAAUCCUAUCCAAAAGAAAGUAGUCUAAAAAAUCAUCUAUUCUUCACUUGUCAAAAACCCUUACGCUAUGCAUGUCCAUAUUGUCAACUUUGUUCCAAAGUCACAUCAAAUGGUUAUGUUCAUGUGAAAAGAAUGCAUCCAGAUCGUCGUGUCUAUCUUAUAGAUAUUGAAACAAAUAAAAUUGUCUGCGGUUCAAAAUAUAAGCCAAACACUAGUGAUGAAAUGGAAAAUAAAGAAAUUUCUAUUGAUAAAACAAAUAAUGAUAGUAUGGAAAUUGUGAAUGAUUCAAAUGUUGAUUUAGAUGUUGAUGAACCAGAUGAACCAGAUGAACCAAUUCUUGGUGCCGAUGAAGAAUUUACAAAUGAUGAUAGAAAUUUAGUUUUAGAACAAUCGUCAUCAUCAUCAUCAUCAUCAUUAUUGUUAGAUAAGAAAAAGGAAGAAUUAUUUGUCUGCCCUAAUAAUUGUGGUAGUUCAUUUACACAUGAGCAUAAAUUAAUUAAUCAUGUUCGUGAUCAAUGUGGACCACCACGUUAUAAAUGUCCUUAUUGUUUUUUUAUCACAAGAGAGCCUUCUAAUGUCUAUGCUCAUAUUAAAAAUAAACAUCCUGACGAGAGGAUUUAUAUGAUUGAUACUGAUAUGAAUCAAAGCUGCAAUGAGCCAGAUUCACCAAGAGGCAAUGAUGACAAUUAGAUGAUUUCAGAUCUUUCGUUUGUAAUUGGAUCAUUAAUAAAGGAGUACAAGUGUUCUACAUGUAAUAGCACUUUCCAAAGGAAAAGUAGUCUUAUAAGACAUAAACGUUACACGUGUGAAGAUAAAAAACGUUUCGCUUGUCCUUAUUGUCAACAUAGA